Rana temporaria (common frog) is the source of this 1265-nucleotide messenger RNA. RefSeq names its product ninjurin 1 (gene NINJ1). The transcript has 4 exons. The record is from RefSeq and is a predicted model, not a curated record. Lineage: Eukaryota; Metazoa; Chordata; Amphibia; Anura; Ranidae. Gene Ontology annotation, biological process: cell adhesion; tissue regeneration. The coding region runs from base 151 to 594 and encodes 147 amino acids. Gene Ontology annotation, cellular component: membrane.
AGCCAGCAGGGGGAGUGUCAGGCCGGCCAUCACCGUCAUCAUUGCCUCUUCCCCGGCCACUCUCACUUCCAGGACAGCCGGGCCGGAGACCGAGAGAGGACGGGGACCGGGAGAGGACGGGGACCGGCGCUGUACGCUGAGAUCAGCACUAUGGGCACCCACCGGGAAGAUGUGGCCAUGAACGGGAUCGGGGAGAAUGCCCGCCUCCAUAAUGACGAGGGUAUACCUGAACGAGGCCGACGGGACCUGAAUAUGAACCAUUAUGCCAAUAAGAAGAGUGCUGCAGAAAGCAUGCUGGAUAUUGCUCUUCUGAUGGCCAAUGCGUCGCAACUGAAAGCUGUCAUUGAAGAGGGACCCUCUUUCGCGUACUAUGUACCCCUCAUUGUCCUGAUCUCCAUAUCUUUCAUCUUCCAGGUUUUCGUGGGAGUCCUGCUCAUAUUCAUUGUAAAGUACGAUCUCAAUAAUCCUGCCAGACACGCCUUGUUGGAUAAGCUGGAAAAUGCUGCUACUGCACUUGUGUUCAUUAUUGUUAUCGUCAACAUAUUGAUCACGGCGUUUGGUGUACAGAACUCAGCAGCUCCUGCAAAAGUAUAGAAUCCAACGUGAUGAGAGUCGUUUGAAAGCUAAAGCCAUGGGAUCACAAAGUACGCACUGUCCUCCGAGUCCACAAUUCAAUGUAUGGAAUUUAUAUGGACCACUUAGUCAAAUAUACGGCCCACUGGGAUUUUUUGGGCUCUUUUGAUCUGGCAUGCAGACAGAAGACGGAUCUAAAUUCCCAUAAACACAUCUGGAGUAAGUUUUUUAUUGAAAUAGAUCGACUUUCUCCUAAGGUUGUCAAGCGACUCUCCAUCACUCAGAAGAACCUAAUGCUGGAAACUCCACUUCUAUCCAUGGAACCAAAUGGAACACCACUUAUGUAGCAAUCAUUUCUGUCCAUUUAUAAGCAAACGUCUUCCACCAUCACUGGGCAUUUUAAACUUCAAACUUGGAGCAUGAUCACCAUAUUAAAUGCUGCAUGAACCCUGUAUGUAUCCCGUCCUGAUGGGAGAACAAUCUGCAAUAUCUCAUCAUAUUCUGUUUUCUGAUAGUCUCACCAUGUCUAAGCAUGAUGUAAAUGUAUCAUCGACGGACAUUUAACUGCUUAUAAUACAUUUUUAUGAUUUCAAGAGGGUGAUGAUCUAAACGUUCCAAUCAUUUCAAACACAGUAGUACCUUGGAUUACGAGAAUAAUCCUUUCAGGAGAAUGCUUGUAAUCCUAAACACUC